CGAAGACCAGACAGCCAUGUCACUCUUGCAGCCAGAGGCACAUGUUCCUGGAUUCAAGGUCUAUCAGCUCACGGAAACCCAUGAUAGCCAUACCUUGUGCUUCCAAUUUACCGUGAUGGAAUCUUCCGUCUUUGCGUGGGUUGGAACUCCUGGAUCUGGGGCGGGCGAAGGUAGUACCACCGCAACUGGGCGACUGGACGGACUUGCAGUGGCAAUGCCCACUCGAUUUGACAAAACGGCAACAUCAACAUCACUUCUCCCCACUUCUGCUGACGAUGUUAGUGAGCGGAUAGCUAGACGCUUAGCCACAAAGCUUGGCAUACAAGUGUUCGUGUCCUUCAAUGUGCCAACCACUAAUGAAGAGCUUGCCUUGAUAGCGGAGCGUAGGUUGGCGGUACUGAUAAAAGAAACCUUGGCGAAAGCGGCUUCAAAUCAACAGGAAGAUGAGCCUAUCCCAGUCAGAUGAAUACAAACCAACCCUUUCUCUUUCGCA
Spizellomyces punctatus DAOM BR117 is the source of this 493-nucleotide messenger RNA. RefSeq lists its product as uncharacterized. Gene Ontology annotation, biological process: proteasome assembly. The coding region runs from base 17 to 466 and encodes 149 amino acids. The record is from RefSeq and is a predicted model, not a curated record. Lineage: Eukaryota; Fungi; Chytridiomycota; Chytridiomycetes; Spizellomycetales; Spizellomycetaceae. The transcript has 3 exons.